AUGGCUGCUUCGGUUAAAAUCGACCAACUUACUGGCGAUAAUUAUGAUACAUGGAAGAUCCAUAUGCGGGCUAUUUUGAAGAAAAAUGACCUGUGGGAUUAUGUGUCGGGCGCGAUACCGAAGCCUGCGAAAACUGACGCCAAGUUUGCCGAGUGGUGUAAAAUGGACGGUAAAGCCGAGUCGGACAUUUUGUUAGCUGUUAGCCCGAGCGAGUUAAUAGCACUGAAUGGAUUAGAUACUUCUAAAUCUAUAUGGGACAAAUUAAAAUCAAUGUACCAGUCUAGUGGACCGGCACGGGAAGCAUCUUUAUUAAAGAAACUUGUCCUGACUCGUAUGCAAGAAGAAGAUGACUUGCGUAAACACAUAGCAGAUUUUUUCGAUGCUGUCAAAAAAUUAAAAGAAAUUGGUCUCGUACAAAUUGUAGUUAACUUUCUCGGUAUCGAACGCGUAAAAAAUCUCGCACUAGGCACACAGAUGUAA
Messenger RNA from Parnassius mnemosyne (clouded apollo), 480 nucleotides. The record is from the annotation of a GenBank genome assembly. Lineage: Eukaryota; Metazoa; Arthropoda; Insecta; Lepidoptera; Papilionidae.